AUGAUUAAUAAGAAGAAUGCUAGAAUUAAAAAAAUGGAUGAAAAGUUGAGUGUAGGUUUUGCAGCAUCACAUUUUCUUGAUUUUUACAAUCUUCGGAAUACUAAGGUGAAGUUUGAGUGUGGAGGGAAGUUCGUUUCUCCAAGGUCACCAGUUUGUUGCUGGGUUGUGGUGUACAUAAUGAACGGCGUCACUUUCAAUCAUAACGAGCCAAUGGCUCUGGGAUCUCCUCCAAGUGGAACCACAUCUCCAAGUACUUGUCAGUAUCUUCCAGGAUUUCUCAUGAGUGAAAAUCCACAAAUGGCAAAUGCACAAUCAACUGAAUCCAAGAUUUCACGUCAAAGUCCUGUUUCUCCUCUGUCUGGGAAUGCAUAUAAUAUGCUAGCUCCUCAACAUAAUGUAAAUAAAUUGCAACCAAGAUUUAUGAGUCAAGCGCAGGAUACAGUUGCACGUCGUUUAACAUCACCUCCAAUACGAAGUAUGUGGUCGUCUGUUAAUGCUACUUGUGUUCCUGCUAAAAACACAUCAGAUAAUUUUGGCGGUGUAAAACACAGUACACCAAUUCCUGCUGUUGGCACACCAGUAAAUCCAUCAAUGAAAAGGUUGGGAACUGCAAGCCCAUUUCAGUCACCCGGUGAUCCAAAUUUCCAUCGUACUCCUUUGCAUAAUAUUGGAAAUAAUUCUACCUCUUUCGUUGGAUCUCCACUGCACAAUAAUAACAGUAUGACAGGGAAUCCAAAUGAUGAUUUGGUUAAUAAGCAAGAGGGUUUGAUAACGCCUAAUCGUUUAGCUGAAGCACUGCUUACACAUCAAAGUUUCAACGAUAAUGACUCUCCAAAUUUACACGAUUGUUGGGUGACUGUUUUUGGGUUCCCACCACCUCGAGCUGCAUUCAUUCUCAAUCAAUUUGCUCAACUUGGUACUAUUGAAAAACAUGUGAUUACAAAUAAUGGUAAUUGGAUGCAUAUUAAAUACCAGAACAAAAUGCAAGCUCGUUAUGCUUUGAAUAAAAAUGGAAAAGUUUUUGGUGAUAAUAUUAUGGUUGGUGUAUCCGUGUGUACUGAUCCACAAGUAAUAGAUGGAGAAAAGUCUGGUGUGUUUUGUAGACAGACAAAUACCAGUAAUAUCAAUGAUUCUGUAUUCCUUAGUCCAUCGAAUAACAAUAACAGUAUGCAUAAUAUUCGUCGUGGUAUCGAUGAUGGUGACAAUAAAAGAACAACUAGAACAAUGAUGAAUAGAACUCCGAAUAGAGAUAUGGGUGGAUUAAAGCCGCUAUCAUUAAAUAAUACUGGAAUAGAUUCUGGCAAUCAUAUGAUUGCAGACAAACCAGUAUGUAGUAGUAGUAGCAUUGGCAGACAUAAUUCAAUGCGAUCGUUGGCUGCAUCUAAUCGACCAACAAGUCUGUCAAGAACAGCAAGUGUUCGACAGGACAGGGAUUCUGGAUUAAUAUCCAAAGCACUCGGCUAUAUGUUUGGCUGGUCAUAA
Messenger RNA from Trichobilharzia regenti, 1482 nucleotides. The record is from the annotation of a GenBank genome assembly. Lineage: Eukaryota; Metazoa; Platyhelminthes; Trematoda; Strigeidida; Schistosomatidae.